Messenger RNA from Zophobas morio, 1198 nucleotides. RefSeq names its product protein FAM151B. Lineage: Eukaryota; Metazoa; Arthropoda; Insecta; Coleoptera; Tenebrionidae. The record is from RefSeq and is a predicted model, not a curated record. Bases 128 to 1003 code for a protein of 291 amino acids. The transcript has 4 exons.
UCUAUGAUGAUGAGUUACGGUGCUUCAGAAAAUUGUGAGGUUAGGUUUAUUUAUAGUGUUAAAUCUUGUCUGAUACACUACACAGUAAACCAGUAAUUAAAUUAAACGAUUUGGUUCAAGUGUUUAAAUGCAUCAUAUAUCGUGUACUUUAUUUUUAUUAGUGUUCUUGGGAUCUCUACUAGCUUCCCAAGUCGAUGCUAUGGAUAUAAACGACUUUUUUCCGGACAUCCACGGAAACUUAACAAAAAUCACAUGGGCACACGCAGUCAAUAGCCAAACAUACCUGAAAAAUGCUUUAAACAGUUCUGUAAUGAUGCUGGAAGCAGAUGUCAUUUAUGGUAAAAUUAAUGGAAGCGGUGAAUCUAUCCCUAUCAUGGGCCAUCCACCUGCGAUCCAGUCCGAUCUCUCACUCGAGGACUUUCUAACAACAACCUACAAUUUUAAUAAGGACGAAAACAAUCGUGAUGUCCGCAAAGGCGUCAAACUGGAUUUCAAAUCCACCGAAGUUUUUACCAAAUCCAUCGAUCUAAUCAAGCAACUUUAUAAUUCAAUUGAUUAUCCCAUUUGGAUAAAUGCUGACAUUAUCAACGGUCCUCUCAACGCUACGACGGUUCCCGUCGAUGCCAACACAUUUUUAGCUGACGCUAAGGUUUUUAACAAUUCCGUUUUGUCUCUUGGCUGGACGACCACAAAGCCAUCUGACAACAAUCGCUACACUGAUGAACAAAUAAACAAAAUGGUGGACGCGAUUAAGGGCAACGACGUUAAACAAGAUAUAACGUUUGCUGUGAGAGCGGGAAUCGCCGCUCAAAGUCUUGAUCAAAUGAAGCUUUUAAAGGAUGAAGUAAAUAAUUGCACUUUGACCAUUUGGUCGAGCGAAGGAGAUAAUGUGGACGUUCCAAAACUGAGGGAUUUAAUAUUUGAAUACGGGAUCAAGAGGGUUUAUGUUGAUGUUCCCAAGGAUUUGUACGAUCGCUUGGAUUUGGGAAAUUCGGCGGCGUAAAUUGGGGCGUCUCUGGUCACUCCAUUAGUCCUUCUUACUGGGUAUUUUAAUUGUUGCUUUUGAUAGUGGAAAUUUGAUUAAAUAAGCAUUUUUGUUAGCAUUAUUUUUUAAUCUACUCAUCUAAUUUCGCAUUUACCAACUGGAUUUAACCAAUAAUUUUUUAUACAUGAAAAUAAUACAAACAACUCUUGAAAA